AUUAGAAUAGGUCGUGAGCAAAAUGCUGAUAAAAAUAGUGCAUUUGGUAAUUUUAUUCUUCAUACUUACGACGGUAGCUGCCAGACAUUCUAGAAGGGAUUAUUACUCAGAUGAGUCGUCUGAGUCAGAAGAAGAGCCCAGACCUUGUGGUAAAGCACGAUGUCGUGUCUAUCCCAAACAGAGACGACAAGGGUAUCCUGCCAUCAAAUAUGAAGAAAAAGAAGAUAAAGCUGAUAAUAGAAGAGCAGACGAAUCUUCUGGCUACAGACGUAAAGAAGAUCUAGGUGACAGUAGAAGAAAUGAUGACAAUCAGCAGUCUAACGCCUUCGAUAUAGUUAAACUUCUAUCUCUAUUUGCGAAUGGUAAUAAAGGAGAAACAAAAGUGUCUUUCAAUAUAAGAGACAUACAAAGUGGUUUCAGCAACGCUGGCAGCAAAUAUCGCGUAGGGAAUGUACAUAGAGAGGUUAACAGACAGAAACGUGAUGCGAAAUCUGAACUAAAUGAUGUAGCAACACUAAGCAAUGGCGGUAUUGAGACUGGUCUAGUCGAAACUAGUGAUACAUCAACUGAUAUAGCUAAAACCGAGAAUAAUGUUAAUUCUAAAGAAUUAUCCGUUCAACCAUCAGCAGAAAAUGCUCAAGUAAUUAAUGAUAAUAAAUCAGUAGACGCAAAUGUAAGUCAUACAGAGGCUGAUAAUUUUCAAGACUUUAAUGCUACUAAUAUUCAUGAUUUUGCUGCAAAUGAUUCAACCUCGGUACCCGUAAAUGAAACAGCCAGUGAUGACUUUAACAAUGAACAACUUCUUACCAAAGAACCAAAUAAAGAAGAUAACAACAAUUCAAUAAAUGAAACCUCACAAGUUGAUAAUUCCAAUCAUUAUUUGGAAAGGUCUAGUAGUGAUUCGUUUAAUCAAUCUGAAAAUAAUGUGUCUAGAAUCGGUUUGGUUAGAGACGCUGAAGAAAUAUCCAAUAAUGAAAGUAAUGAUGAAAUUAAUACCAGCCAAUCACAGCCCCCCAAAGUAAAAAUCCCACUGUCAAGAAAAGACUUGAGUAAUAUACAAAGUACUUUAAAUGAUGAAUUCGGUGUUCCAAGCAACGGAGCAAACCCAGUUGCUAAUUUUGCGCUAAACCCUUUAAAUAAUAAGAAACAAGUAAUUGUUAUAGUUUACAAUUGCACUUGUGGUAAAAACAACCCUCACUCUCAUGAAAAAUCAAUAGACGAUGCUGUUUUAAUUAAUAAUGGUACUGAUAUUAAUAAUGAUGACACCAAUAAUAAUGAUGAAGAUUUAUCUAAAGUAAUAUUGAAUACCAGACGCAUGAUACCAAGUGAUUCAAUAUCCAGUGCGCAAAUUGAGGAAGAGCCAACUGAAGAAAAUGUUGAAAAUACAAAUUCAGAAAACAAACCUAAUUACGCUCAGCUAGAGAAUAACAUGUUAAAAGAAUGUACCAGCCUUUUGGCGUUACAAACAAAAAAUAAAGUUGAUGAAGAAACUAACACAAAUUCAGAAAAUACUACCACUGUCUACAAACUGACGUGGCUCACUCCGGACGUCGCGCAUUGGAGUCAUCGCCUCUUUCUGGAAUCUUCUAUCGUAGAAGCCCACCCUGUAUAG
Messenger RNA from Ostrinia nubilalis (European corn borer), 1612 nucleotides. RefSeq lists its product as uncharacterized. The transcript has 4 exons. The record is from RefSeq and is a predicted model, not a curated record. NCBI's taxonomy places the organism in Eukaryota, Metazoa, Arthropoda, Insecta, Lepidoptera, Crambidae. Bases 23 to 1612 code for a protein of 529 amino acids.